AAGCACUUCUAUUUAUUCGUCAUCACUUCGCACUAAACAAAGAAUCUAACAUAGAUUCCCUUGCCUUUCGAGCUGCUAAAAUGGACUCAUCAUCUUGGAAAGCAUAUGGAAAGAUCGACCCAGAGCUUGAGGCGAUGGUCCCCAACAUGCCCAAUAGUACAUUAGGCGACUAUCCAGAUGUGCCGUCGCUGCGUCAGGGAGUAAUGGAUCAGGUGAUGGAAGGGAUAAAGGCCGGGAUAUUCUCCAUUCCUGACCUCGGCGGCAUUCGCAAAGAAGAAAUUCAUAUUCCGGCACGUGACGGAUAUUCCAUCCGUGCUCUUCACUACCGAAGUGAGGGAGGAGAGACAGGCCCUGUGGUUGUGCUUUUCCAUGGUGGAGGCUGGGUGUUUGGUAUGCCGGAAAUGUUUGAGAAACAUGUGGUCUGGUUGUGCAAAGAGCUUGGAUUUGUGGUAGUUGCUGUGGAGUAUAGAAAAGCGCCAGAGGAUAUAUUCCCUACGGCUGCUAAUGACGCUGUUGAUGCAGUGAACUGGGUUGGCCAGAAUGCAGCGAAACUCGGCGCAGAGCCGUUCAAGGGGUUCAUCGUUGGUGGCUCCUCGGCUGGAGCUAAUCUCACCGCCGUUGCGACUCACGAAGCCGCCGAUGCAAAACUCUCCCCUCCAAUCACAGGAGUCUGGCUCCAAGUACCGUGCCUGGUGCAUUCGGAUGCUGUCCCAGAGCAGUACAAAGCGCACUACAAUAGCUAUGAAGAAUUCAAAGACGCCAUGGUUCUAGACCGGAAGGCUAUGAAUCUCAUCUAUACAGACAAUUACAAGCCGGAUCCCAAGUCCCUGCUUUUCAAUACUCUUCUCCGGUCGGGUCAUAAGAGUCAACCGCCGACGUAUUUUCAGGUCUGUGGGAUGGAUCCUUUGAGAGAUGAGGGGUUGAUCUAUGAGUACGCUUUGAGGAAGGAUGGAGUACCAACAAAACUUGAUAUAUACCCUGGCAUUCCGCACAGUGGUUUAGACUUUAUGCCAUUUCUAUCUCAGUCGAAGAAAGGAGUGGAUGAUCUGAAGUCUGGUUUCCAGUGGUUGCUGAGCAAGAAGUAG
Molecule: messenger RNA, 1085 nt
Organism: Lindgomyces ingoldianus
Lineage: Eukaryota; Fungi; Ascomycota; Dothideomycetes; Pleosporales; Lindgomycetaceae
Product: alpha/beta-hydrolase
Exons: 4
Coding region: 81-1085 (334 amino acids)
Molecular function (GO): hydrolase activity
Source: RefSeq, a predicted model, not a curated record